AUGGAUCCAUCACAAUAUCCUUUUGAUGUUGAAGCUUACAAAAAGCAAUGUGAAAUUGAAGAAAGGUAUGUCUUCAACCGGUUUAAGGAGCGUCGAAAGAGAAUAGAAGAAGACUAUCGACCCCGUGGCGAGAGAAAAUAUGUGAAGAGAGAUCAUGCCGCAGCAAAUCAAAGAUUGAUUGACGACUACUUUGCCAGUCAGCCAACAUACGAUGAUGCAAUGUUUCGUCGACGAUUCCGGAUGCGAAAACAUGUUUUUCUUCGGAUCGUUAAGGACCUAUCAAGCACUGACAACUACUUUACCCAACGAUUUGACGCAGCCAAUAAAGAAGGUAUAUCUCCUUUAGCAAAAUGUACUACGGCUAUGCGAAUGUUAGCAUAUGGUAUGGCUGCAGACGCGGUGGAUGAAUACAUCAAAAUCGGAGGUACUACAGCUUUAGAGUGCUUGCGUCGCUUCUGUAAGAGAAUCAUACAACUGUAUGAGGGAGUGUAUCUUAGAGCUCCAACUCAAGAUGAUCUUCAACGGAUUUUGCAUGUUAAUGAGAAGCGAGGGUUUCCAGGGAUGAUUGGGAGUAUUGAUUGCAUGCAUUGGGAAUGGAAAAAUUGUCCAAAAGCGUGGGAAGGUCAAUUUACUCGGGGAGAUAAGGGAACCACCACUGUUAUUCUUGAAGCUGUUGCAACUCAGGAUCUAUGGAUUUGGCAUGCAUUUUUUGGAUGUCCGGGUACGCUGAACGAUAGAAACGUUCUAGACCGUUCACCAGUGUUCGAUGAUGUUGAACAAGGAAAUGCUCCAAGAGUGAACUUCUCCGUAAACCAGCGUCCAUAUAAUAUAGCAUAUUAUCUAGCUGACGGUAUUUAUCCUUCUUAUCCUACUUUUGUCAAAUCAAUUAAGCUUCCUCAAAGUGAACCAGACAAGCUAUUUGCACAUUAUCAAGAGGGAUGUCGGAAGGACAUCGAACGUGCAUUUGGAGUAUUGCAGGCUCGAUUUAAGAUCAUUCGUGAACCAGCUCGCAUGUGGGACAUCGCUGAUUUGCAAAUCAUCAUGAGGUCAUGUAUCAUAUUACAUAAUAUGAUUGUUGAGGAUAAGCGAGAUACAUAUGCUCAGCGAGAUACAUAUGCUCAACAGUUUACUGAUUAUGAUCAGUCUGAGGCAAGUGGGUCAAGUACAACGCAACCAUUCUCGACCCAGGUGCUGCAUGCAUUUGAAAAUUAUGUGCGUGCUAGAUCUGAGUUACGUGAUUCAGAUAUACAUCAUGAAUUGCAAGCAGAUUUAGUCAACCACAUAUGGACGAAAUUUGGAGUGUUCCACAAUUAA
Molecule: messenger RNA, 1314 nt
Organism: Microthlaspi erraticum
Lineage: Eukaryota; Viridiplantae; Streptophyta; Magnoliopsida; Brassicales; Brassicaceae
Source: the annotation of a GenBank genome assembly